This is a messenger RNA of Rotaria sp. Silwood2, 774 nucleotides long. The record is from the annotation of a GenBank genome assembly. Lineage: Eukaryota; Metazoa; Rotifera; Eurotatoria; Philodinida; Philodinidae.
AUGAUGUAUUCAAUUGCUGCACGAUAUUUGACAAAGUCAGCUAUUCAAAGUUUAACACAUCAAGCAUCACUACAUAUAUCUCCUAAGAAUUUUUAUCCUUUGAUUCCAAUGGUUAUCGAACAAACUGGACGUGGAGAACGUGCUUAUGAUAUCUAUUCACGUCUAUUGAAGGAACGUAUUAUAUGUGUUAUGGGUCCAAUAACUGAUGAAUUAUCAAGUGUAAUUAUUGCUCAACUUCUUUUUCUUCAAUCAGAAAGUUCAAAAAAACCAGUUCAUAUGUAUAUCAAUAGUCCAGGUGGAAUUGUAACUGCAGGUCUUGGAAUUUAUGAUACAAUGCAAUAUAUUACACCACCAAUUGCAACUUGGUGCGUUGGUCAAGCAUGUUCAAUGGCAUCACUAUUGUUAACAUCAGGUACACAUGGUUUACGUCAUUCAUUACCAAAUUCAAGAAUUAUGAUUCAUCAACCAUCGGGUGGUGUACAGGGUCAAGCAACAGAUAUAAUGAUUCAUGCGGAAGAAAUUUUGAAAUUAAAACGACUGAUCAAUAAACUUUAUGUAAAACAUACAGGUCAAACAGCUGAAGAAAUUGGUAAUGAAUUACUUUUUGUUGUUGUUUGUAUCGAACUGUUUUUAUUUGUAGAAAAGCUACUUGAACGUGAUCGAUUUUUUGACGCAGAAAGUGCUAGACGCCUUGGUCUUAUUGAUAAAGUUCUUGAACAUCCUAUUCAAGAUAUAAUGAAUGAAAAUGAGAAAAAUUCUAAAACAAACAAUUAA